CUUAGAUUUUGUUUUUAUUAAAAUGCGUUAAUCACUCCAACCUUACUUCUAAGCAACAUCAAACAAAGCCAAAAUGCACAAGUUUAGGGAUAACUUAUCUCCAUUAAACUAUUAUAAAUUUGAAGCUUAUAUUUCAGUCAAGCCUCAUAUGUUUGGUGGAAAAAGUUCCCAUUUUUCUUUUUUUUUUUUUCCUUUCUCAUAUAUCUUACUAGUCUAGCAUACAGGGAGAAUCUCUACAGCCAUGGAUAAAGCUUAUAACUUUAAUCAUAAUCUUAAUCUUAUUAAUGGAGUACUAAUCGUGAUUAAUGUUGUAUUCCUCUGUUUUACUGUUUCUGAAGCUGCCCCUCAAAGUGCUCUUAUUAGUCAACUUCCUGGAUUCUCUGGAACUUUUCCCUCCAAACACUAUUCUGGGUAUGUGACAAUUGAUGAGAGUCAUGGGAAGAAAUUGUUCUACUAUUUUGUUCAAUCAGAGAGAAAUCCAUCACAAGAUCCUGUUGUGCUUUGGCUUAAUGGAGGACCAGGAUGCUCCAGUUUUGAUGGCUUUGUCUAUGAGCAUGGUCCUUUUAAUUUUGAGGCAGCAAAGACAAAGGGUGGCUUACCAAAGUUGCAUCUUAAUCCAUACAGUUGGUCCAAGGUAUCGAAUGUAAUAUACUUGGAUUCCCCAUCAGGAGUUGGAUAUUCUUACUCACAGAAUACAAGUGACUACAAUACUGGGGAUAUCAAGACUGCCUCUGAUACUCACACAUUCUUGCUCAAGUGGUUUGAGAUCUAUAAGGAGUUCGUUUCGAACCCAUUUUUUAUCGCGGGUGAAUCAUAUGCUGGGAUUUAUGUACCAACCCUUGCUGCCGAAGUUGUUAAAGGACUUGAUGCUGGUUUGAAGCCUGCUAUCAAUUUGAAGGGCUAUUUGGUAGGAAACGGAGUUACAGACGAAACGUUUGAUGGGAACGCUUUGGUACCUUUUGCUCAUGGGAUGGGCUUGAUCUCAGAUGACCUAUACCAGGCGGCUGUGACAGCAUGUGCAGGAAAUUACUACAACCCAACCUCUGAAGGUUGUGAUGCCUUGAUCUCGAAAGUUAAUCAGGAUGUUGAUGGACUAAAUAUAUAUGACAUUUUGGAGCCAUGCUACCAUUCCCCUGAUUCUAGUAACCAGAACACUGCUAAUCUAAGACUGCCCUCGAGCUUUACGACACUAGGACAAUCCGACAAGCCUCUUCCUGUGCGGAAAAGAAUAUUUGGUCGUGCUUGGCCUCUUAGAGCUCCUGUCCGGGAAGGGAGGGUUCCUUCUUGGCCCGAAAUUUCUAACAGUCUGUCUGUUCCUUGCAUUAAUGAUGAAGUUGCAACUGCUUGGUUGAAUGAUAAGGGAGUGAGAAAAGCACUUCAUGCUGAUGAUGAAAGUGUGGCUGGUCCUUGGGAACUUUGCACAGGCAGAGUAGGGUACAAUCAUGAUGCUGGAAGUAUGAUCAUAUACCAUAAGAAUCUCACUUCUCGGGGCUAUCGAGUUCUCAUAUACAGUGGUGACCAUGAUAUGUGUGUGCCAUUCACUGGGAGUGAAGCUUGGACAAAAUCUGUUGGGUACAAAGUUGUGGAUGAAUGGAGGCCAUGGACUUGUAAUGAUCAAGUUGCUGGGUUUACACAGGGCUAUGAGAAGAAUUUGACUUUCCUUACAAUAAAGGGAGCAGGACACACAGUGCCAGAAUACAAGCCAAGAGAAGCACUAUUUUUUUAUACCCAAUUUUUAGCAGGGCAAAGCAUAUGAAGAUUGCAUGUUAUUUAAUGAGAGUGAAUAUUUAUUCGAUCAUCUGAUUAAUAAUAACAUACAUACAUAGGAUACAAUUGGAAAGAAAUAUAGACUGAUAUGGACUUAAUCCGUACCAAUCGUAGCCUUAGGGAGUAUUGGUUUUAAAGUGUGAGUUAGUAGAGGAAAGUGAAAAGUUAAAAAGUAUUAUGUACUAAUUUUAUAUUAGACUUAUUAUUUAAAUGGUUUGUCCU
Molecule: messenger RNA, 1989 nt
Organism: Amaranthus tricolor (Joseph's coat)
Lineage: Eukaryota; Viridiplantae; Streptophyta; Magnoliopsida; Caryophyllales; Amaranthaceae
Product: serine carboxypeptidase-like 20
Exons: 14
Coding region: 242-1756 (504 amino acids)
Biological process (GO): secondary metabolic process; proteolysis
Molecular function (GO): serine-type carboxypeptidase activity; acyltransferase activity, transferring groups other than amino-acyl groups
Source: RefSeq, a predicted model, not a curated record